Molecule: messenger RNA, 840 nt
Organism: Menidia menidia (Atlantic silverside)
Lineage: Eukaryota; Metazoa; Chordata; Actinopteri; Atheriniformes; Atherinopsidae
Source: the annotation of a GenBank genome assembly
AUGUCCCGCCGCAAGCAGGUGAACCCGCAGCACUUAUCGUUGACGCACCGGGAGACAGUACCAGUUAUGGCGGGGGAGUUUUUCCAGCGUACACGUAUAUCACAUACGUGUCAGAGCAGGGGACCUGAACGCAGCCCUGAGCCCUGCAGCCACGGGCCCACGGGUCACGCUCUACUUGGAAAUGCACAAAACCUGAAUGUCAGCAUAGCUUCUCAGGAAGAGUACAGGCUGGAAAUCAACCCGUCUGGCCAGAAGUCGACUGUAGCAGCGCACAGCUGCAGAGAAACGCACUCUCAGGGCAGAAGUAUGCACCACAAGAAUCCAGAAAGCAGGCGUUCGGCGUUCAGCGUGAAACAGGGCCGCGCUCGCCACGCACGAGCACCAGAAGUCAAUCAUGACUCAGGGGCAGGAUCUCCGUCUCCAGAGUCGUCCACCCCCAGUCCGCGGAGGGCGGGACCCGGAGAGCAUGACCUUUUGACCUGCGGCCAGUGCCAGACCAACUUCCCUCUGGGCGACAUCCUGGUUUUCAUCGAGCACAAGCGCCGCCUGUGCCGAGGCCCCGGCGGCGGGCCGGGCUCCUUCUCCAAGCCCGGGGAGGCCGGCGGCGUCAUGGGCAUCCCCAUCUCGCCCAGGAUCAGGUCGCUGGAGCUGGGGAGAGGCUCCAUCCCGGUGGAGGUGGGCAUCCAGGUGACCCCCGGAAGAGAGGAGGAUGAGGAGAGGAGGCUGACGCCGGCCAAGGGGAUCUGCCCCAAGCAGGAGCGAGGAGCCUCGCUGAAGAGGCUGGAGAAGCCUCACACCCCCUGUCGCCGCUACGCGCACGGGGGGGGGGGGGAGCGAUGA